AAAAGAUAUAAAAGGCAUCUGUUCGCUCUCUCUGGAUUGUAUGUUGAUUUCUUUUCACUCUCUGUGUCCAGCUACGGCUCUGGAGGGAGGUGUCUGAGUGAAGAGAAAACAUGGGUUGGUUUCUUUGCUCUGGAAAAUCAAACCAAGCUACCAAGAAAAAGAGGAAGAAGCCCGUUGAUCAGAUCCAAGUCCAAACCACUUCUGAGAAAUUGAAGGCAAAUCCUUCCUUCAAUGUGAAGGAAGCCUCAAAGAAUGGAGGGCCUGACCACAUUGCAGCACAGACAUUCACAUUCCGUGAAUUGGCAGCUGCUACUAAAAAUUUCAGGGGAGAAUGUCUUUUGGGAGAGGGGGGUUUUGGUAGAGUAUAUAAAGGUCGUAUUGCAAAUACUAAUCAGGCUGUAGCUAUCAAGCAACUUGAUCGUAAUGGAUUGCAAGGGAAUCGGGAAUUCCUAGUCGAAGUAUUGAUGUUGAGUCUGCUUCACCACCCUAACCUUGUUAAUCUAAUUGGCUAUUGUGCUGAUGGAGAUCAAAGACUACUAGUCUAUGAGUACAUGCCACUGGGAUCUCUUGAAGAUCAUCUACAUGAUGUUUCACUUGGUAAGAAACGACUGGAUUGGAAUACAAGAAUGAAAAUAGCUGCUGGGGCAGCAAAAGGAUUGGAGUAUUUACAUGACAAAGCCAGCCCCCCUGUUAUAUACCGUGAUCUAAAAUGCUCCAACAUUUUGCUUGGUGAGGAUUUUCAUCCCAAGUUAUCUGAUUUUGGCUUGGCCAAACUUGGGCCUGUUGGAGAUAAUACCCAUGUGUCUACAAGGGUUAUGGGCACCUAUGGAUAUUGUGCCCCAGAGUAUGCAAUGACAGGUCAACUGACUCUGAAAUCAGAUGUUUAUAGCUUUGGGGUUGUUCUUUUGGAAAUCAUAACAGGCAGGAAAGCAAUUGACAAUUCAAAAGCUGCAGGAGAGCAUAAUCUGGUUGCUUGGGCAAGACCCCUGUUCAAAGAUAGAAGGAAAUUUUUACAUAUGGCAGAUCCAAUGCUACAAGGUCAGUAUCCUUUAAGAGGGUUGUACCAAGCACUUGCAGUUGCUGCAAUGUGUGUUCAGGAGCAACCUAAUCUGCGCCCACUUAUAGUUGAUGUUGUCACCGCUUUGACUUAUCUGGCCGCACAAACAUAUGACCCUGACACUCAGCCAGUCCAAAGCUCCAGAGUCGCCCCUUCUACUCCACCUAGAGCCAAAAAGGAUGGUGAUAGGAAGCUCCCAAGCAGUGCUGGAUCGCAAAAAGAUCGAACCCGAAGACUAAAUUAAGCGUUCUUGGUUACUAGUUGCUGGGAUGCCUUCUAACACUCAGCAGAAUGCCUUUAGCCCUGCUACCCAUGCCUACUCAUUCCAACUAAAGAUCAGAUGUUAAUAUGGACAGCAUUGUAAAUUCUGGUUAGUUGGCUUCAACUGAAUGGAACCUGGUUAUGAAACUUUGUAUUACUUCAGAGAGUGGUGCUCUUCACAAACCUGUGUUCCUUAUUUAGAGGAAAUUUCUGUUUUACUUUUUUGACUGUAUAUCUGAACCCUGGUUGUAUCUGCCUGCCUUCUCUCUUGGCAUUGGUUUUUCCCUCUCUAUGUUUUAAUCCCCAUUUGCUAUUUAGUCUUCAUAUGUC
Molecule: messenger RNA, 1648 nt
Organism: Vitis riparia (riverbank grape)
Lineage: Eukaryota; Viridiplantae; Streptophyta; Magnoliopsida; Vitales; Vitaceae
Product: probable serine/threonine-protein kinase PBL7
Exons: 5
Coding region: 111-1301 (396 amino acids)
Biological process (GO): protein phosphorylation
Molecular function (GO): protein kinase activity; ATP binding
Source: RefSeq, a predicted model, not a curated record